ACAGGUGUGUGUUGUGUUUACAGGUGUGUGCUGUGUUGUGUUUACAGGUGUGUGUUGUGUUUACAGGUGUGUGCUUACAGGUGUGUGUUGUGUUUACAGGUUUAUGUUGUGUUGACAGGUGUGUGUUGUGUUGACAGGUGUGUGCUGUGUUGACAGGUGUGUGUUGUGUUGACAGGUCACAUGAUGAGCUCCACCUUCUCUCCAUCAUCUUACCUGAGCUUCGGCGUGUCUCCCCCUGCUGCUCACCGUGAGGAUCGCAGCGUCUCUCAGCGCUCUCUGUCGGGCCCCGUCCCCUUCCUCCUCUACCCGUCUGGAAUGGACCCUCUGAGGGGCCCCGGGCUCCUGCCCUACCUGGCCCCCUUCCACCACCAUGGACACUUCAGCGUCUACGAGUGUCCCUUUGAGCCGGCGUUCAUCCAGAAGCGUAACGAGCGGGAGCGUCAGAGGGUGAGGUGCGUGAACCAGGGUUACGCCAAACUGAGGGACCACCUGCCGGGUCAGAGCGCCGACAAGCGCCUCAGCAAGGUGGAGACGCUCAGAGCCGCCAUCAGGUACAUCAAAUACCUGCAGGGCCUGGUGGAGCUGGAGGAGGGCGGAGCCAACACCUCGCCUCCUAGACGGGACUGUGGAGGAGAAUCUGACGGAGAACUGAGAACACUGAAGUGAGGCGGAGCCACCUGGAGAAACAAACACACCUGUCUGUACACACGUGUCUCGUUUGCAUGUUAGAAGGAACAUUAGCUGUCACAGUUCACGGCUCUCACAUUCAAACUUUUCCACGACAUCUGACCCCAUCACCACGACUAACGUGUCGGCGUCCAUCACCAUGCAGCCGUACGUUAUUAACCCAGCUCUUCUCAGACGUAAAGAUGAGCACCUGCUGACUUUACUCACUCGUUAGACAUUCCUGCAGCCAACUAGUUGCAUACGUCAACACACCAUAUUGCCACAUGCUGUCGCUUGGCUAAACGCCAAGGCCACUCCCCUUUUAAGGGACAGAAAAUAGAAGAUCCUGUAGAUGUUGAUGCAGCCUGACGUGUCUGGAUCACAACUGACGUCUGCAGUUAUUUCAUCUGAAAUAUUUUAGAGACGCCAAAUUGUUUUUCCAUCUGAGCGUUUCUCUCCUGAUGUGACGCCACAUUUCUUUCCCCAAAAAGUGGGCGUGGCCUUGGCAGUGACGUGAUGUUGGUCUGGUCUGUGUAUCAUGUGAUACGUGUGACGUUUUACCGGUCACGCAGCGCCACACCACAUUUGAAAUGAUUCGCACAAGAAUCAUAUCUCUGGGGUUUUAAUGACAUUUUUUAAACGGCAGCUAAAACAACGUAAAUUCAAGAGUUUUCCAAAACAUCCUGUUAAUUCCAAACCAUUUCCAGGCCUGGAAAACUGUUUCAUGACUUCCCUGACUAUGGGAACGCUGACAUUAAUAAUGGGCUGUGAAUGUUGAAACAGUCUCUCUUUAUUUUUAAUAUUUGUUAACGCACAAACUGCAGAGGAAGAACUGAGACACUGCUAACAUGCAUCCUGUGAGCUAACGGGAGCGACGGCCUCGGCCCUGAUCUGGUCGUCAGUCGCGCGUCUUGGGCGACCAAAGCGACAGGAGCGGUCUGGAGGGGAGUUCAAACUCGUUUAACUUUAUGGUAAUGAGCUCUGACGCGGUUCGGUGACAACCAAUCAGAAUGCUGACGUACUUCGAUGAAGCGGGUCCCAGAGAACAAGCCAUGUAACUUUGGUUCUUACAGCACACUUGUUCCCACAAUGAAUAUCGAGAAGUUUAUUACUUGCGCUGGCGCCAGCUCAGUCCUUUAUAAUGUGUCACUGUUCAGUUACAGAGACCAAAAUAAAAAGAAUGAGGCUUGGGACGGCGUCGCGGAGUCGUUGGUCUGGUGAGUUUUAAAGUGUGUGAUGUUCGUAAUAGAGGAGAGAACUGCAGGCUAAUGUUGAGACGUAGCAUGCAAGUCUUCCUUGCUUGGUUUGAUGACAUGCGUUUUCUGUUUUCAUUGACCAAACAUAACUCUCUGUUGGCCAACUAUGAGCUUUUUGACUGGACAACAACAAGCAGCAACUACGCUGCUUUCAAGCCAGUAGUCGCUUUGUGGCUCCUUUAAAGUG
Molecule: messenger RNA, 2109 nt
Organism: Epinephelus moara (kelp grouper)
Lineage: Eukaryota; Metazoa; Chordata; Actinopteri; Perciformes; Serranidae
Product: achaete-scute homolog 5
Exons: 1
Coding region: 181-666 (161 amino acids)
Biological process (GO): developmental process; regulation of transcription by RNA polymerase II
Molecular function (GO): DNA-binding transcription factor activity, RNA polymerase II-specific; RNA polymerase II transcription regulatory region sequence-specific DNA binding; protein dimerization activity
Source: RefSeq, a predicted model, not a curated record